This is a messenger RNA of Acipenser ruthenus (sterlet), 5282 nucleotides long. Its product is annotated as granulocyte colony-stimulating factor receptor-like. The transcript is spliced from 17 exons. Gene Ontology annotation, molecular function: protein binding; cytokine receptor activity. The record is from RefSeq and is a predicted model, not a curated record. Lineage: Eukaryota; Metazoa; Chordata; Actinopteri; Acipenseriformes; Acipenseridae. The coding region runs from base 463 to 3000 and encodes 845 amino acids. Gene Ontology annotation, cellular component: external side of plasma membrane; membrane. Gene Ontology annotation, biological process: cytokine-mediated signaling pathway.
GUACACCUAUAAAGCAGAGCUUUUUCAACAACAGACUUGUGAGGUAAUAUCUGUGGUACUGCCUCUUUAACAUUCGGAAGUUAAUCAUACAGUAGCAACAGGCCGGUGUUAGGAUGUGUCAACACACAGGAUGCAAAGUUCACAACGGAUCAUAAUGUCCACUGUUUGAUAAAAAAAAAUAAAAAACAAGUGAUCACCACAACAACAAGAAAAGUUGUACUUUGUAGGCACAUGCACAUAGCAGGAACAUGAGUGAAGACAGGAGGUUUCUCAACUAUGUGGUUUACCGUCCACUUGUUAUCAGUAGCAUUUCACUACCUCGCGAGGGAGAUAUAGAAGCCGGCAGACAUAUGCAGCAACACUGACAGCAGCAGCAGGAGGAAAGGGCGUCAAGCGUUAUUGCCUGCCGGAACAUCACAGCAGUGAAAACUUCCCCAUAGAGGUAGUCCAAGGUGCAGGAAGAUGGGUCAGAAUUGGAAGAUGCUGGCUCUAAUGGCAGUGCUUCUGAAUACUGCAAAGGGACUUGCCACGUCUCAGUGUGGGGAGGUAUCAAUCGAGUCACCUGUGGUAGUGCUGGGUUCCUCAGUGACCGCCUCCUGUGAAAUUGGAGACAAUUGUACUUUCUUUGAUGGACAGGAUAUUCAGAUAGAAUGGCACCUCAACGAUGAUCUUAUUCCAAAGAGUCAAUACACAAACCAAAGCAGCCGAAAGUCCAAUUUAACCAUCCCAUGUUUUAACACAACCCAAGGAUAUCUGUCCUGCUUUGUCGUUCUUCACGGACAGGCUCAACUUGCCGAUGUUAUUCAGAUCACAGCCGGGUACCCACCUUCAAAACCAAGCGAUUUAAACUGCAAAACCAAUCUCACUGAACCCAUGACUUUUUCGUGCACAUGGAACCCAGGGAGGGAAACUAACCUCCCAACACAAUUCACUCUGCACAAGAAAGACAGUUGGCUCAGUUGUACAAAAUCGUUUGGGACUGUCUCAAUUCCAUGUAAGGAAGGACAUUCUUGUACGAUGCUACGUAAGGAUUUUUAUCUGUAUCAUGAAAUGGAAAUUUCAGUAACAGCCCACAAUGCUUUAGGGAAUAACACUUCAGAAGCUAUUUGUCUGGAUUCAAUGGAUGUUGUAAAACUGGACCCGCCAAUUAUUGUAUCUGUAGAAGCCAGUCAGGAUAAGUGCUUGAAAAUUGAAAUGGAAAUGCGAAAACCUGAAUGGCUACCAGCAAAUAAAUGUUCAGCUAAACUUCGCUAUAAGCAAGCUGGUGAUCUACAAUGGACAGUGGAACAACCAAAAAAAAUGGGUGGAGGAACUCUGAGACAGUGUGGCCUCCUUCAUGGUACCGAAUAUCAAUUCCAAGUGCAAGUCACAUUCGGAGCAGGACACUGGAGUGAGUGGAGCGUUGAGAAAACUGGGUGCACUCAUGAAAGCGCUCCCUCUGGAAAGCUAGAUGUGUGGUGGAAGGUGAGGGCUGGGGAAUCCGAGAGAAGCACUCAAGUGCAGCUUUUUUGGAAGCCUGCAAACCAGUUUAGAGCAAAUGGUAAAAAUCUGUUAUACACAGUGUUCUUUCAAACGUCGACAGGAAUCAGAAAUCCUCUCUGCAGCACGUCUGAAUUGCAUUGCGCUUUCCUUCAGCCAGAACAUGUAAACCGUGUGUACAUUACAGCUUCUAACACUGCCGGGGAGUCAGUCCCUACUGAAGUCUGUCUUUAUAAAAAAAGAGCUCUGGAGUCACCAGUAAGCAUCAGUACUUCAUUAUCUGAUGACCACAGCCUCUGGAUCCAAUGGGAAGCCCCCAAGUCGCUGCCUGUUACCGGCUAUGUGAUUGAAUGGUGUGUGGUGUCUGAAACUCUCCCCUGCCGUAUCUUUUUUACGUUAGUGCAGCACAAUUGUAUUAAAACUCUAAUUACUGAAAACAUUGAGCCCUUUAAGUGUUAUAAGAUAUCAGUGUAUCCAAAAUACAAAGAUGGGUUUGGGCUCCCUGUGUCUGUGGAAGCAUACUCCAAACAAAGAGCUCCAUCAAAAGUUCCCAAAUUGAAAGUAGAGGACAUUGGGGGUUCAUAUGCAGAGUUAGCCUGGGAUUCAGUACCAGUCGAUGAGAGAAAUGGUUUCAUCAGACGCUAUACCAUUUUCUACAGUGACAAGGAAGGGAAAACAGGUAUGAGAGUGGUAGAUGCCCCUGAAAUGAGAGUGACUCUGGAAAAUCUGAAACCGUCCUCUGAGUACAAAGCAUUCAUAAUGGUGAGCACUGAUGCAGGGAGCUUAAAUGGAACAGUCUUGACCCUAAGUACUACCAUAUUGGAUCACUGGAGUGUUAUAUCCACCAUUUUGUCAGCCUGUAUCGGCCUAACUUUGUUCUUACUAAUUACUGCAUCAGCCUGCUUCAUAAAACAUGACAAUUUAAAGCUGAAUAUUUGGCCCAUGGUGCCAGACCCUGCUAACAGCAGCAUUUGUAAAUGGACGCCACCUUCAACACAGAAGAUGAUUCCUCAUCUACCGGAUAUUAAAGACCUUUCCACCUCAAACUUCUCUAAGGUUAGCGUCCUGGAUGUUUCUGCGAAGAUGCCUGAAGAAAAAGACCAGAAGCAGAUAGGUAAAGCUGAAGAGGCAGGUAGUCGAUCCCGAGGAAACAGCAGCGGGCUUGGAGAGUCAAUCCAGGAUUCAGUCUUUUACAGCAGCAGUGACGACAUGAGCCCCAGGGCCUACCAGAACACCCCUAGGGUAGAGUAUUCCUUGGUCGUUUGCAACGGCUACAAAGGCCAGCAGAACCCCAAGUACAAGUACUUGAGGUCUGACUCUACUCAACCCCUUCUCCAUGAUCUGUCCCCAAGCCCAAAUCAGUGUGAAAACAUCUGGUUCCAAGCAGCCAAAGAAGAGGUCUCCAAGGCCUGUCAAGACGAGGAGCCUGGGGAGAAAGUGCGUAUCGCAUCCUGGGAUGACUUCCCACUGUUGAGAGGCCUGAUGAUUAAUGAGGAGGCUGAGAAAGACAGUGCUCCUUGAACAUGUGGAAACAGGCAUUAACCCUCCCACCUACAAGUUUGAGUUUGGGGUUAUCUUCCUCUUUGCAAAUCUUUUGCACAUCACUUUUAUAAUGAAAGGAGAAUUCCACUUGGGAGUUGUCUUAUAGUUGCAUAUUAGCCUGUUAUCUAACAUAUCUUGCAAAAUGUAUCUGGGUUUACACAACACUACAAUAUUGUUUUUUGGCAAUCACAUUUUCGACAAUCAAUGAAAAGUACAAAAAAAUGUAGUUAUCUUAAAACUCUUGUCUUAGAUGUGUCUAGUAAAAGGCACUGAGGCAGAAGACAUAUUAGGAAAAUAAACUAUUAUUUAUUAACUAAAUACGUUUUUCUGAUUUAGUGUCGUUUUCAAACAGAUACUCAACCAGUAAAAAAUACAUUCUGCAGACAUCAAUAGUAACUGGACUUUGCAUGACUGAAUAUAACAGCUAGAUUUGAAGAAAAAAUCAUAUUCUUAUGUGUGUCUUUUGUUAUGAAAUUGUUUUUAUAAAGAUCUUUUGAAUUUAUUGCAUUUCUCUAUAUAAUUGUAUAUGUUUAUAUUGUUAUGAGUUUAUGUGUCACUAAAGUGUUUAUGGUGUUUUUUUAAACAAUGUAAUUUAUGUCUGAGUUACUGUGUACAGCUGGUGAAGUUAACCUGUAUCAGUACUACAGUACAUUAUACACUCAUAUUGAACUAAAACAGAUUUAUUAAUUAGUACAUAAAUGUAACACAGAUUUCUUGGUACAAAUUUGUAUUUUUAAGUCCAAAUUUCAGCUGAAAACUAGUAAAAAAUAAAACUUGGUUUUGUGAACCCUAGGAUUUUCUGGGGUAGAAAUCAGUAAAACUUGCAAAGAAUUCUGUGUCUCUCAAAGGAAACUAUGUAUCUAAUUUUUCACAAGUUUUCUGCUCAAUUUUGGUGGUUAUUACAUCAAAGAUUCUGGCAAACACUUAAAUGUUUUGUUUUUAAAUGUUCUAUUGAAACUGAUGAUUACAGCAACAAAGGAAAACAGGGCACAAAGACUCUUGUGGCACAGUUUAUUUGUUUUUUAAUUUAAGGAUACCAUUAGCACAUGUCAAUUUCUUGACUGUUAGAAAUGCAGUUUCAUGAAAAUCACUUCUGUGUGUUAGCUUUGUGAUAAAGCCAUGCAUGUUUGUUUGUCAGCUCUUCCAUGAUUGGAUAGUGCAAUAUUGUAUCACUGUAUUCCAAACACUGCUUGUCCAAUAGAUUCUCUCCUUCUGUGAGUCUCCCAACCUCACACAUUUUACUUCACCUACAACACCAACAACACAAAGCUAGUUUUUCACUUUUUUCUUUAUAUUAUGCAGUAUCGAUUUUUUUGUUUGUUUGUUUGUUUUUGACAUGCUCAUUUUUCUUUAUAACGCCUUUAAUUCAUAAUGUAUUCAUUUGAAGUAGUAAUUAAAGAUACAUUCAGUUCUUCUAGCGUAGGUUCAUGAUAAUGCAGGGUGUCUGCUCAUUCACGGUAAGGGUUUGGGGUUUAAUAUGAAAAAGUUUGGAAUGUAUAAGUUUACUCCUUAUGAAUUCAGGUGUAAUAAAUUGGGGGUUGCUAUAAUUGCUUCAUUGUUCACAGUACCUCAAAUACAGCAUUACCUUAUUAAAAUACCUCUUUUAAUUUUACGGAACACAGAGAUACAUCAGUAAAUGAUGUGGAUUCUUAUUAUUGUUGAAACUAGACUGAAAUGUUCAGAUUUCCUGUGAGGACUAUGCAUAGAUUGGGUUCUCCAUUAAAACACCAGUGUAUCACAUGGUGGAGGCAAGCAUGAUGUCCACACUUGUUACUAUGCCUGUAAGAUUUCCAGUAGACACUGCCAUUAAAAUGCAUUGUACUGUACUCUAUGAUAAGCUCAUUCUAGAGAAUGCAAGCUCUAUUCACAAAACUUUCAGGACUGUUACUUUAAGGAAUGAUUAUUUUAAGGAAUGUUUAUUUUAAAGACUGUUUUAGAGUGGUAUAUUUGACAUUCCUUGAUACCAAUGAUAUGUGACCAUUACUGAAGGGGUCCAAAUGUGCUUCACAUGUCUCUUAGGUCGUUCACACAUGCUGUUUUAUAUAUUGUUGUAUUUGAAUGUGUUUUCCGGUGAGAAGUUGUUUUGUAUACUGUGUUUAGGUUACAUGCAUAUGUGUGUGCGUGUGUGUGUAUGUGUGUGUGUGUGUGUGUGUGUGUUUUAUGGAUUUACUGAAUAAAAUUAUGUUUUGAAAUUAAUGUGUGUACCCCCCUUGUAUAUCUAUAAUCAUUUCAAAAUGAUAAUAAAAUACAAUGUCUUUGCA